Cuscuta epithymum is the source of this 395-nucleotide messenger RNA. The record is from the annotation of a GenBank genome assembly. Lineage: Eukaryota; Viridiplantae; Streptophyta; Magnoliopsida; Solanales; Convolvulaceae.
UAUUGAUCGUGCAGAUACAUGGCUUUUAGGAAGAAAGAAAAAAAAUGGAGAAUAUGAUGACGACGUGAAAGAAAUCGCUGAAAAAAUUAAGGAGCUGAAGCAGAUGGUAGAAGAAGGGUUGUUUGUUCCCAAUGGUUGUGCUGACAUACUCACAGCUGCCCUAGAUAAAAGGCCAAAUGGAAGUAGAGUACAAGGAGUAGGUCACUUCAUCACUACAUCUACGUACUUUAACAAGCCUAUGGGUAAGGCUUCAGAGAAGCAAGAAGCGGAGAAAAUUUGUGAUAGAAGAUAUGCGAUGAUGGCACAACGGUUCGAUGAGUUGAAAGCACAAAUCAGUGCCUUUGUUGCUAGUGAUAUUGGCAGCUGUAGUAUUGCCACCAAGUCUCCAACUUGUG